UCAGCACCACCGCCGCGGACAGCGCCUCUCGGGCAUCCCCGCGGCGCUAGAGGGGGUGUGCGGAGGGGGGUGGAGGUUCCAGCCCGGGGUAUAAGGCGGAGGGGGAGAGGCUGUAGCCGGAGCAGCCGGAUCCAGUCUCCCCCCGGCUGCAGCAUGGAGAGCCCUAGGAGAGCGGGGGGGAGGUGAUGCACAAAGGAUCCAGGUGGGGCACGAAUCCCCCUCGGCAGAGGCAGAGCUGAGGCAGCCGCAGUAGUCGCUGGGCAGCACAUCCCAGCCCCUAGCCCCACGCACCACCCCCCCCUUUCCUUCCUCUGCUGUAGGACCCGCGGCGAAGACAUCUGGGCAGGGCGCAAAGAGUGGCUGAGCCCAGGUAAAGUUUCCCAGGCUUGUGGGGCUGGGCGAGGAGGGGAAGGAGCCUCCCACGCGCGGGGCGGGUCCGCUGUGGAUGUGCUGCUAGUGGAUCGCGGGUCCCUGGGGCUUCCCCGCGGCUCUUCUGCGGCGAUCCGGAGCGUCUGGGUAGCAGCGUCGACCAGGGAUCCUGCCGCCUCCCACUCAAGCCCAGGAAAUUCAAGGCACCGCAAGCCCAGAGAUCGUCUCGCCAAAGCCAUGUGUAUCCAGUAAGGCGCGAGGUCCCUUGGGUGACGGGGAUCAACAUGUUCAGUGAAAAAAGCAGCACCUCUUUGUCCCAGAAACCUAGCCAGAAAAAGACCAGGCCUCAGGGGCUUCCAUCUCCCGCGCUCUGCUGCGCCUGUGGACUUUGCAUCAUGUUAGCUGGGAUCAACAUCACCCUGGUGGGAGCCUUCGCGUUUGGGACCUUCCUCCCCGUGAACAACCCGCCCAUCAUCAUAGGGCCCAUCCUGCUGGUGGUGGCGUUCACGUUCUUCGGGGCCUGCUGCAUCUGCAGCCGGAGGCCGCCCGCCCACGGGGCGAGGAAAUCCAAGCCGGGCUCCAACAUGGGGCUCAUCAAACCGGGCCACACGGCCUUCGAGAUCGAAACCAGCGAACACACGGUGCAGGACACCACGGCCGUGCAGCUGAGCCCAACCAACUCUCCGGUGUCCUCCAAAAAGUCCACGCCCGUCCACGAGACCAACAAGACCUGCAAACUCUUCACGAUGGACGGCAAUGGGCCCGCGGCCAAGUAUACAGCUGGAGGGGAGUCCAUCCAGCUGAACUUGCCCAGAGACUUUAUCACAUCCUGAGUCAUGGAGAGUGGUUAUUAGCAGCCUGGUGGGCGCUGCCGAUGGGUGUGGCCGUGAUCAGAUGGCUACAGCCGUUAGGAGGCAGCAAACCUAUGAAAUCCACUUUUGUGUGGCCCGCCAGGGCAUUGGCCUCUUAAAAACCUGUUAAGAAAGGAGAGGGAUGACACGGGAAUUGGAAAUGGUGGUAGGCAAGUCCAGCUUCUUUCUGGAACGGGUGCAUUUAUUUCAUGUGUUGGGGAAUAACACUGUAACGAGGAAUCGAUAUUGCCCAGCAGCUGGGAAAUCAGAGGGGGUUUUUUGAUUAAUUAAUUUCUCGAGUGAAUUUUUUACACAAGUAACACGGUGAUUAGACUUCAGCGCAGGCAAAUUGCAGGCCUUUCUUUAUAUAACAUAAUACAAAUGACAAUGCAGUAAUUAGAAAUUGAGCCUGCCCAGUCACUGGGAAAUCACAGUGCUUUGGGACUGGGCUUUUGGUAGUUUGAGGAAGAAUGAUUUUUUUUCUCCUGCGUAGUUCAGAUUUGGGUUUCAGUCCUGCUGUCUCACAUAUUGUCUAGCAGCAUCACCAACACUUCCACUGCUUGCUGGGCUCUUAGAAGACGUUGAGGGGCAAAUCAGAGGUAAAUAACAGCAUAGAACACAGAGCCAGGACUGGUGGCUGCAAACAAACUUCAUGGGACUGCGGGAAACUUGGCCACACCCCUAAUAAGUGGCCAAUAUGUGGAAGGUGGAAGGUCAGCAGUAGCUGCGAAUAUAGAGACUGCAGGUGAUUGGUUAGGUCAGGCCUUGUGAAAGGGGCAGCCCAUAGGCCUAGUGGAAAUGGAAAAGAGGUUGCACUGAGCAGUAGAAAUGGAGCGAGAUCAGAUGAUGCACCUGAUGAGGGGGGAGCGUUGAGCCUGGAUUGCACACGUCUAUUCAGAGAUGGUGGGGGGUGGGGGAACCCUUAAUGUCGUUCUCCUUGGAGCUGGGUGGGAAUUUUUCAGUGAAUCGGUUUCAAUUGAAAUGUCGUAAGGAGGGUUUCUCAGGCCAGAGAGGGAAUUCCUGAUGAGGAACGGACCAGAAUUGCCCUCAUCUGGGACACGGGGGAUCCAAGUUUAAAUCUCUGAUUUUGGGACUUGAAACUGGGUUUCCCAUAUCCCAAGCAGGUGCCAUGACCACCAUUACAGGUUAUUCUCUGGGCUAUGUCUGGGUUCUGGUUUCUCCAGCCAGCCCUACUUGCCAGCAGAUUGGUCAACUCAUCUAGAAAGCCCCCAAGGGGAUCAGCAUCUUCUCCCUUUAAGUGAUUAUGAAGCCCACGUAUGUUGUUGUGAGGUGUGUGUGUACAAUAAGGGGGGAAUAAGUUCCCUUAGCAGGGGCAAUAUGAUUCCCUGCGUGGUAAGGCAUUGGAGGCCUUGGCGGGGCAAAGAAUAUUUGCUGGAGGGGAACUUGAACCCAGGGAAAGGAGGAAGUGGUGUCCAUGUUGCAUGUGACACUGAAUGAAAGGAUUCUACCUGCCUCUCGAUGCUCAGGGCUUUCUGGAUUUGGGACUAGGACAUACCUUGUAGCAGGUAGAGAAGCAGAGCUGGGGUACCAACAGCAGCCUCCGGCCAGGUCUCCAUGAGGGCGUUAUUUCGAAAUCGUUCUUUCGGGAGUUAUUAUUUCAAAAGAACAAGCCUUUCACGUCAGAAGAACGGGCUGGGUAGCGUGGACGUGCGCCUGGUUAUUUCGAAGUAACUCUGUCGUGUCGAUGUGCCCGCAAAGACGUCCUUACCCAUGUGCAGCACCUGACAAUUUGGGGCACCCCUGGGUCCACCCUCCCACACAUCUUCCUGUCCCCGUUCUGUGGCUCUGCUUCCUCCAGACAGGCUCGCGUUAAUUUAAAAGUGACAAAGCCGGCCGGAGCUAUUAGCCGUCCAAAAAUAUUUCAUGAGUGUGUUGCUGAAGAUUAUAAAAUGAUACCUCUAAAAAAUCGUCCUCCACCCGCAGCUGCCAUCGGGCAUAGGGGCGCCAGGUUAAUAGCACGGUGUGCGGCCCCGUGAAUCUCAAGGCCACCCUGAGCAGCCUGCUUUCUUCUGACGUACGGUAAAGGGCAGGGGCAGGGAACCUUUUUUGGGUCGGGGGCCACAGACCCACAGAAAAAUCAGUCGGGGGCUGCACAGAAAUGAAGCAAAACAAACACCCCUCACCUCCCUGAUAUGGUCCCUCACACUCCCCCACGUGCCCCCUGUGCAACAGAGCCUAGUGGGGUCCGGGGUAGUAGAUUUUGUGGGGUAAAAGCCCCCAAGCAGCGCUUUCCUGCACCAGCCUGGAG
Messenger RNA from Pelodiscus sinensis (Chinese soft-shelled turtle), 3489 nucleotides. NCBI's taxonomy places the organism in Eukaryota, Metazoa, Chordata, Testudines, Trionychidae. The record is from RefSeq and is a predicted model, not a curated record.